Molecule: messenger RNA, 1100 nt
Organism: Carlito syrichta (Philippine tarsier)
Lineage: Eukaryota; Metazoa; Chordata; Mammalia; Primates; Tarsiidae
Gene: IGFLR1
Product: IGF like family receptor 1
Exons: 5
Coding region: 131-739 (202 amino acids)
Source: RefSeq, a predicted model, not a curated record
CUAUACCGGAAUCCACAGAACACGGCCCAAACCGCAGAUGGAUCACGCUGUCAUGCGAGCGACGAUGUGGAGGUGCAGGAACAUUAUGGUAACGUCUUCGAGGAGGUGUUCACAGAACUGCAGGUGAAGUAUGGGGAGAUUGAAGAGAAGAAGGUGUGCGACAACCUGGGGACCACCUCGUGGGCAAUGUCUAUGUCAAGGUGCAGCAGAGGCGCUGUCGUUGCAAGUCCCCCAGAUGGGACCCGGGCGCCGCCUCCUCACAGCCUUGCUGCUCCUGGCCCUGGCGCCACCGCCCGAAGCCUCCCAGUACUGCGGCCGCCUUGAAUACUGGAACCCGGACAACAAGUGCUGCAGAAGCUGCCUGCAGCGCUUCGGGCCUCCUCCGUGCCCGGAGCUGCCCAGUCUGGCAUCACAGCCCCUGUCUCGCCUCCUGGAUGAGCUGGAGGUGUUGGAGGAGCUAAUUGUGCUGCUGGACCCUGAGCCUGGGCCAGGUGGGGGCACAGCCUGUGGCACUACUCGACACCUGGCAGCGAGGUAUGGGCUGCCGGCCGCCUGGGCGACCUUUGCCUACUCGCUGCGGCCAAGUCGCUCACCGCUGCGAGCUCUGAUCGAGAUGGUGGUGGCAAGGGAGCCCUCUGCCUCUCUGGGCCAGCUGGGCACACACCUAGCCCAGCUAGGACGGGCAGAUGCACUGCAGGUGCUGUCCAAGCUUGGCCGAUCUGAGGUUUGCUGGGCCUAGUCCUCAAGUUUCCUUUGACCCAAAUGCCUGGGUCCCAGAAUCCCGUGAGAAACAGCCCUGCCGCUCCUGAGACAGCUUAUUCACAGGCACUCUGCUGCGUUCUGAGCUGGAGAAUGUAGAACGCUUGUCAUUCUGAGCCUUAACAGACCUUACAGUGUACUUCUGAUUCCGAACGACGGCCUCUUACCUACCUGUUGAGGCUCAGGGUGGGUGUGAGGUGUGAGGCGGGAGUUCCUACUUGCCCCCAGCCUUCUACAAAUGGGAAGACCACCUCUCCAAACAUUGACAGACUUUAUUGUGAGGGUUCCCACCUGGGACCCCACCUCUUAAAUAAAAAAGUGCAUAGAAAAGAAGGGAUUUA